Drosophila navojoa is the source of this 761-nucleotide messenger RNA. RefSeq lists its product as uncharacterized. Lineage: Eukaryota; Metazoa; Arthropoda; Insecta; Diptera; Drosophilidae. The record is from RefSeq and is a predicted model, not a curated record.
AUGCAUUCUCAUAUCACUACUCAAUGCUAGAAACUAAUGGAAUUUUGAAAACGUUCGUAGUGUUUGAAUUUAUAAGUGUAUUAUCUAAGCGAAAGUGUAAAUAACGAUUCUAUUUAAUAUCGCGGAGCUUCCUCUGACGGAAAGUGUUUAAGCAAGUGAAAGAAGGUUAAUUUCCAUUUAAUUUCAAAUAUAUCAUCAUAAACUGCAUAUAGAUUGCGCUAAUGAGCUUGAUUUAAGCGGAAGUCAGCUUCUCUUUAUGUGCUCAGAACAGCCUUGAAAUCAUGAGCUAUCAGAAGGGCCUGAAGGAUCCUAAUUUGGACAGGCACACCACUAAAGGCAAAUCACGACAUUUUACGGUGAACGGCUUGAGUGCUAAUAACACGCUUCAGCAGCAACAGUACAGCGUGCAACAGCAGCAACAGCAACAGCAACAGCAGCAGCUGCAGCCAGCGACUGACACACGCAACAUAUACAACAAUCCCUACAAUCCACAACAACAGCAACAACAACAGCAGCAACAACAACAGCAACAACAACGCACAGCACACCUAUUUAAGGCGCUGGCUGCCUCUGCUGCUGUUAGCGGCAAUAAUAGCUUGAGUCAUCCAUAUGACUUCUCCAACUCGUCAUCCUCAUCGAACGCCAACAACGAGCAGCAGGGAUCGUCAUCAUCGGAGGCAGAUAACGCGUUUCUAACUCAUAAUAACGGACUUGCCGCGUUGUACUCUACUGAGGUGCAUCGUAAAUUGGAAAGCAACUAG